UCAUUUCAUUUGCCCUUAUACUAAUUAUUAAUCUAACUAAAGAUGGUGAGGGCUAAAGUAAAGAAAGAGAAAAAAGUGAAAGGGGAUCGUUAUAAGGGUGUUCGUAUGAGAAAAUGGGGGAAAUGGGUAGCUGAAGUACGGCAACCGAAAAGCCGUGACAGAAUAUGGUUAGGUUCUUACGAUACUGCGGAGGAAGCGGCUAGAGCUUAUGAUGCAGCGGUGGUUUGUUUACGUGGACCGUCCGCGAUGAUUAAUUUCCCGGACGAUCCACCGCUGAUUUCAUGUGAUGCUGAUAAUUAUAAGUUGUCACCUUCCGAAAUUCAAGUGAAGGCAUCCAGACAUGCACGUAGUAGUAGUACUAGAGUAAGUGAAGAGUUGGCUGCAGCUGCUGCUACCGUGGUUGUAGACCACCACCACAGCAGAUCAGCAGCUGUGGAGAGUGUGUUUUUUAGAGAUGAUUUGGAGUUUGGAUGUUCUUCUUUAGAUCAUGGGGAAGUAGUGUUGCAUGAUGAUUUGUUUGAUAGUGCUAGAAUGUGGUCCUUUUGAUGGAUGAAUCAAUUCAAACACCUAAUGUUGCUUAUUGAUACGUGGUUGUAUUUGGACUAGAUUAAAAUGUAUUCAAGUUUAGCUUGUAUCCACUUAAAAGUCAAUUUUCUUUUUCAUAGUUUUUAUAUAUUACUCCCUUUUAUUCUAAAUUGUAGUUUUAAUUCAAAUAUAUCAAAAUGUCUUAAAUA
Messenger RNA from Solanum lycopersicum (tomato), 734 nucleotides. RefSeq names its product ethylene response factor H.9 (gene ERF-H9). Gene Ontology annotation, biological process: regulation of DNA-templated transcription. Gene Ontology annotation, molecular function: DNA-binding transcription factor activity; DNA binding. The record is from RefSeq and is a predicted model, not a curated record. Lineage: Eukaryota; Viridiplantae; Streptophyta; Magnoliopsida; Solanales; Solanaceae.